AUGGGUGACGUCUCAUUGUGCCCACCUUUGACACGCUCGUCGGUUCAAGCGGCGCAUGCAGCGAUCAAGCAGCAUAUCCAUCGGACUCCUACCAUCACAUGUGACACCAUCUCUCGUCUCGCCUCGACUCCCCAGACUCCGGAAUCACUCAAAGGAACUCCUUUCGAGGGCCGUACACCCUCUCAACCACGCAUCAAUCUCUUNUUCAAGUGCGAGAAUUACCAGAAGAUUGGCGCGUUCAAGGCGAGGGGUGCCUUCCAUGCACUUAGUCGUCUGAGCAAAGAAGAACUGAGCAAAGGUGUUGUUACUCAUAGCUCGGGAAACCAUGCUCAAGCUCUCGCUCUGGCUGCCCGUACCUAUGGUAUUCCAGCCCACAUUGUCAUGCCUACCAUUAGUACUCCGUCCAAGAUUGCGGGCACCAAAGGCUACGGAGCCAAUGUCAUCUUCUCUGGUUCCACAUCCGACGAAAGAGAGGCUGUCGUCGCAGAUGUGAUACGAGACACUGGUGCUAUACUCGUGCCGCCAUACGACCACCCCAACAUCAUGCUCGGCCAAGGCACACUGGCACUUGAGCUGGAAGAACAAGCCAAAGAGAUGGAUGAACGAGGUCUGGACGCCGUUGUAGCUCCCUGCGGCGGAGGUGGCAUGCUCUCUGGUGUUGCCACCGCUCUUUACGGAACCGGCAUCCGUGUCUUUGGAUCUGAACCCAGCUUCGAGGGUGCUGAUGACGCAAAACGAGGUGUAGAGUCUGGCACUCGUGUCGAAAAGGUGAAGACGCUGACAAUCGCUGAUGGUCUACGAACACCAGUUGGUAAGAUUCCGUGGACCAUCAUUAGCGACAAAGAGAAGGUGAAGGGCAUGUACAGCGUCACUGAAGAACAGAUAAAAGCUGCCAUGCGCCUGCUUUUGGAAAGAGCCAAGGUCUUCGUCGAGCCGAGUGCUGCUGUGCCUCUUGCUGUUGCCUUAUAUGAUGAAGACUUUAGAAGCAUGAUUGAGAAAGAAGGAGGCGAGCAAGGCUGGAACAUCGGUAUUGUUCUGUCAGGAGGAAACACCACUGUUGAAGCUAUCGGCAAACUUUUCCAACCUGUCUCUGAAGAACAGGCAGAAAGACAAGAGUCCAAGUUAGGCAUCAAUGGCGAACGAGUUGCGGAGAAUGUUGCAGGCUAG
Molecule: messenger RNA, 1167 nt
Organism: Aureobasidium musti
Lineage: Eukaryota; Fungi; Ascomycota; Dothideomycetes; Dothideales; Saccotheciaceae
Source: the annotation of a GenBank genome assembly